AUGUGGGUCCCCAGCCCCUGUCAGCUCUGCCUAGCCUUCCUGCUUGUCUGUGUCCUUCCAGCAAUAUCAUUCUUUCUUUACCUCCAGCAAGACCUCUUUCAAUGUGGCCUUGGCCUGUCUGUCCUUUGUCCCGACUGCCACCUGCUGAGAGCUCCAGUGGCCAUCAUCUGCCUGCCUGACAAACAGCUCACCACAGACACCUCCUCCUCUUGUCUUCAGGAUGCUGAGCCUGUCUCAGGAACCUGGACUAUCCACCCAGGUGGCCAGUUUGCUAGCCAGUUGCUGCUUCCCCUGGCCCAGCUCAUCAGCCUUUGGCCCUCAUCCUGCCAGCCACGCCAUGCCACCUGGGCCCUGGUGUUCCGAAUCACCCUACCUGUGCUGAUCCAGGCAGACAGUAGGAUACCAUGGCAGAAGUGGCAGCUGCACGACUGGCUGUUGGAGAAGUAUUCCCGCUCGGAGGACUUCUUCCUGAAACUGUCGGGGUUCCCCUGGCCUUGGAUUUUCCAUCACCUUCGAGAGCAAAUCCACAGGAAAUUCACCCUUCAUGACCACCUUCAGGAUGAGGCCCAGCACUUCCUGAGUCAGCUUCGCCUGGGCCACACUGCGGCCCAGUCUUGCACCUUCAUGGGUAUUCACAUAUGCUCUGGGGAUCUGCAGGUGAUGCCCCAGCAAUGCAAGUGUGGGGUGGGUGACCACGCCUACCUCCGGGACUGGUUCCAGGCACGACAUGAAGGCUCAUUCUUCACGGUCACCAGCCAUGGCAUGAAGUGGUGCUGGGAAAACUUCCACACUCCCAGGGUGAGGUGGCUCACCAGGGAAGGCCUGGGCCUUCACAUGUGCAGUCACAUUCUCAGGACCACUGGGACCUUUGGCCUCUGGGCUGCCUACCUGGUUGGUGGACACACCAUCUACAUACCCAGCCUCACCAUGCCAGACUCAGAGUUCCUGAGGGGCUUCAAGCCUGAGGCUGCCUUCCUGCCUGAGUGGGGGGGCAUUCAUGCAGGCUUGUCUCCAGUGCAGACAUGGACUGGGCCUUGGAAGCCAGGGAGACUUUGGGGACCGGUCUGAUGAGGCUAGAGCCAUAUGUGUCUCCAGAGACUGGCAGCUUCUGCAUAAGCCUGAGGUGGUCCCAGUGCAGGUGGUGCCCAUGACCAGAGAGAUUCCAGUUGGCCAGAGGUGGAAAGAAGCAGGGGCUUCCUGGAGCUGGCUGAACACCUACAACAAGCAAAACAUCUUUUCCGAUGACUGGCAAGGCCCAGUGAAGCUCACGGUGG
Sciurus carolinensis (gray squirrel) is the source of this 1274-nucleotide messenger RNA. RefSeq names its product fucosyltransferase 1 (H blood group) (gene Fut1). Gene Ontology annotation, cellular component: membrane. Gene Ontology annotation, molecular function: galactoside 2-alpha-L-fucosyltransferase activity. NCBI's taxonomy places the organism in Eukaryota, Metazoa, Chordata, Mammalia, Rodentia, Sciuridae. Gene Ontology annotation, biological process: carbohydrate metabolic process. The record is from RefSeq and is a predicted model, not a curated record.